Messenger RNA from Antechinus flavipes (yellow-footed antechinus), 2123 nucleotides. Its product is annotated as membrane-spanning 4-domains subfamily A member 6D-like. Gene Ontology annotation, biological process: cell surface receptor signaling pathway. Gene Ontology annotation, cellular component: plasma membrane. NCBI's taxonomy places the organism in Eukaryota, Metazoa, Chordata, Mammalia, Dasyuromorphia, Dasyuridae. The transcript has 7 exons. The record is from RefSeq and is a predicted model, not a curated record. Bases 844 to 1593 code for a protein of 249 amino acids.
UCGUGAAACUAAAGGAACAUGAUCUUCUGGUAAUCGAAAUGGGGACAAAUGAGACUGCCAUCAAUUGUCUAAAAAGUAGUGUUAAAGAUCAGGAAUUCUUGGCUGAAACAACUGGAGACAACAAGGAUAGAAGAAAUAUUUCAUUAUUGCAUCCAGCCAAAGGCAAGGGUUAUUAAAAAAAAAUGACAGAUUUAGGAUAUGAACCUUUAGUUAAGAUGAUAUCAGAAAAUGGUAUUUGGAGCAUGGUUGAAAAUAAGAUGAAUGAUGGUCUCCUUACCUGAGAUAAGAUACUCUUAAUAAGAUUCAGUAAAAAAAAAAGAAAAGUAAAGUAAAAAAAAUUGUAUUGAAUAUUAUACAAACCUAGCCAAAAAAUAAAAGUAGAAAAAAUAGUCCCUAACAUGGAGUGAGAUAAAAGGAGAAAAAUGAGGUUGCAGUCAUUUAGGAGAGAGGUCCAAUUCCCUUCAGUUUGCCAAAAGUAUUGGCUUUAAAAAAAGGUGGGGGGCAUCUUAUAAUGAUCCAGUCCCAGAGAUGGAAGUCCCUGCUUGUCCUCUGAGGAGUUUAUCACAUCCAAUUAAGUUCUUCAGAAGAAGGAAGCAUAUACUCUUUCCAUAAAUCAGCUAUUUCUGCUGCAAACAUCACAUCCUGUGUGACUGUAAAUACCAGAUAGAGGAAGGGACAGGAAAGCCUCAAAGGGUGGUUCAUUAACAAGGACUUUUGUACCUAGAAGGAGGCCCCGCUUCAGGGUCCCAGAGACCUUGAGAGAAAUCAUCCUAAGAAACUGACGGACACCUCAGCAGAAACUCAGCAAGAGUUAUCAGAGGAAACAGCACCAGCUACGGCAUCAUGACAUCCCAACCCGUUCCCUCUGGCAUGUUCAUGAUUCUGACUCCCAAUGGAAUCAGUAUCCCCCAGACGCAACAAUCUGAGGCUUCCUCUUCAUCAAACAGCAACCUGAAGAAAGGGCUUAAGGAAGAGUCCAAAGCUCUUGGGACCAUCCAGAUCUUAAUGGGACUGAUGAUUUUGAGUAUGGGGAUCAUUUUGGCAUGCAUAUAUGAUGACUCCUACUUCAAGUAUUCCUCUUACAAAGUUGUCAAGUCUGGGUACCCGUUUAUAGGUGGUGUAACGUUUAUCAUUUCUGGAUCACUCUCUAUAGCAUCAGAGAGGAAAAAGACGAAAUCUUUGAACCGCUUCAGCCUGGCUGCCAACGUGGUCAGUGGCAUUGAGGCCACAGCUGGUCUCAUCUUGCUCUCUGCCAUCCUGCCUGAGAUCCAUGAAGAUUUAUCUCAGUGUCUUCACGCAACCCACCAAGAAAAACAGGACAACGAUUAUGUCCACAGUUAUGAUAUAUAUGACUUCAAUUCCUGGGCUUGCCACAUGGCCCACUCUGCUCUCACUGGGAUUAUGUCUGUGAUGCUCAUCUUUACCGGCCUGGAGUUAAGCAUCGCUCUGUUUGUGGCUUUCUUUGACUGGAGGAAGCUGUCGGGGGAGUCCGAUGGGGCUGUCCUGUUCCUAUCACGUGGUCGCCACAUCGCUGCCAACUUAAAGGCGUCUCUUUCUAACCCUUCCUAUGAAGAGUUUGGGGCCUCUGCCUAGAAGAUCCUGAGGGUUUGCUGCUGGGGCUUUGGAGGUCACUAUCACGUGAGAUUCACUGCCCAACAGAACUGUGAUUCAAGGUCCUGCAAAUGUCUGACUCUGAUGAAGAAGCAGAAAAUGUUUGUCUCUGGUCUUAAAGUCAAUUUCUUUCUUCCACACGGGUCAUCAUCGGCAUGGUUGUCCUUGCUUCAGCCUCAUGCAGGGUUACCAAGAAACAGUAUCUCUGUGGAGCAUCUUGCAAACUGCCCCCAGCCUCCCCUCCCCUGCUGCAGGCAGUGGACUGCCAGAUGGGGAGGGGGUGCUGCGGCUUCUUCUGCUCAGAUGGAGUCCUAUUAUUUCUCUCUCAUGGCUGCCUUUUGCUGCCCUUUGCUUGGGCUGGAGAGCUGAGCCCCGGGCUCUUGCCAGAGCUGGGAUGUUUCCCACAUUCCUUUCGCCUCUCUAGGAGCAGAGCACAGGAGGCUUGGAGUUCAAUCAGGGAAAUGCUGCUGCAGUUUGCUUACUAAUAAAUUCUUUUUUUUUUUGGACUUUAA